CUUCAGGGGAAGGAAGAUGGCUGCCACUGAUGGAGCACGGCGCGAGCAGCGAUUUUCAGACGUCUAAAACCAUCCGGCGCUCCCGGUGCUCCCCGAUCUGACGUGUGAGAGAGCAGGUUUCAGUUCAUGUGCGCCCCGGGCUCGAACCUGACGCGGAGAUCCCCGGACUGAAGGUCUUCCCCUGGACCCCCUGGACCCCCUGGACCGCCUGCUUCCCGGUGCUCCACCCUCCGCCUGCAGCCGCCAGCCUUUCUGGCCCAUGGACUUGAUCCCAGCGCCGGGCUUCAAACGGAGGCCCGCUGCCUCCUCCUCCCCGCCGGGAGGAGCCGGGGAAGCCGCCAGGAGCCCCCCUCCUCGCUCGCCCUCCUCGUCGGGGUCGUCUCCGUCGUCCUCGCCGUCCUCGCCGCUGUCCACCUCGUCCUCGGUCUGCGGCGUCGCGGCCGGCCGGCAGAACCAUGUAGCCGCCGGAGCAGAGGUGUCGAGGUCCCAGCACCCCCCCCUCAGACCGCUAACCCCCCACACCGCCAUGCAGCCCAGCGCCGACUACGACGAGGGACGACAGAGAGACAUGUACGAUCCCUAUCCCACCGAGGGAGAGAAGGAGUGUCGGGGGACGGUGGAGGAGGAGGUGGAAGGGGAGAAGUACGACCCCUUUGACCCCACCGGCUCCCCCGCCUCAGACGCAGACGACGACUGUGGAACAAUGGAAGUGUCCCUUAGAAAUGCUUCAAGAGAGGACGAUGAAGAGGAGGAGGAGGAGGAGAAGGAGGAGGAACCUCCCGACUCCACAGACGCCCUGAGCGAAGCCCCCCCCUGCCUGCCCGCCCCGCUGCCUCUGAGGAGGAGGGUGGACUGCUCGGCCCGGGCUGGGGGGAGGCGGGAGAACGACUCGGAGCACUCGGAGAUCGAGGAGGGGGAGAUCGUGGGGGCCGCCGACAGAGACCCCAACAAGAAGCGUUCUGCCGAGGACGGCCUGGCCCUCAACUCCCCCAGCGUCACCUUCUUCGGCUCCAAACCCGAGCGCAUCCUGCGCGUGCUGGACGGCGACGGGUUCGUGUCGGUGUGCACCGAGGGCAGCUGGGAGGCGGAGCGGGAGCUGGAGGACGAGCCCGUGGUGGGAGUGGAGGACCUGAGGAGAAAGCUGGUCAGCAGGAGGAAGGAGAGGUACCUCUCCUUCCCUGCUUCCUCUCCUCUCUCUCCUCAGCCGCCGCCGCCCGCCCCUCAUCCCCCGGCCUCCGCUUCCUCCUCCCCCCUCACGCCUCCCGCUGAACAAGGCGGCAAGAGCCGCAAGUCCUCCAAAAGCUCCAAAGACCGAGACCAACGGAAGAGCAAAGAGAGGAAGGUCGGGGACAAGGAGUCCCGGCGGAAGAAGAGGAGGAAGGACAAGGAGGGGCUUCCGGAGAAGAGCAAGGAAAAGGAGCGAAGCCACAAAGCCGGGAAGGACACGAAGGAGAGAGGCAGCAGGAGCAGCAGCCGCAAGAGGAAGAAGAGACGGCACAGCAGCCCCGAGGCGUCCCGGCGCCACCUCCUCCGCCAGAGGACGACGUCACGACGCUCCUUCUCCAGCCUGUCAGAGGAAAGACACAGAGACAGGGACAGAGACCAGGACCGGGACAGACACAAAGACAGGGACCGGGACCGGGACCGGGGCAGAGACCGAGACCGAGACCGAGACCGAGACCGAGAGAAGGAGCAGAGUCGCACCAGCAGCCAUCGAAGAGAGGACCGCGACGGAGACUCCGGCUCCAGGAAGCGGGAGCGGGAGCGGCGGGGGCGGGGCCGCUCCAGCAGCCGGGAGCAGGGCGCCGCCAAGAGGGCCAAGAGCAGCCACGAGAAGCGGGAGCGGGAGCGGGACCGGGAGCGGGAGCGGCGGAGGGACGGGCGUCCCGUCGUCCCUCCGUCCAUCCAGGACCUCAACGGCGCCGACCUCUUCGCCAUCAAGCGAACCAUCACCGUCACCACCACGACCACCACCACCACCGUGCCCGGCUCCCCCCGCCUCGCCCCCGCCUCGCCCUGCCGGCCCGCCCCGGACGCCGACAAGCCCCACAAGAGGAAGAAGAAGAGGAAGUGGCACUCAGGCGGAGAGGAGGAGGAGGAGGAGCGGCGGCGGCGGAGCGGCGCCAGCCGGUCGCAGUCCCUCUCGCCUCCCAGGUACCACAGCUACGAGUCCGACCGCUACUCCGACAAGCUGGAGAUCGACGUCCUGUCUCUGGACGGCGAGGCUCUGGACUCCGACUACCCGUCUCUGGAAGACACGCCUCCCGCCGCCCUGCCUCCGGAGCCGGUCGUCCCCAGCCCCAAAAGUAAAGCCGCCUCCAAGACCGGGCAGCAUCAUCCCAAAAAGAAGUCCCGCACGCUGAAGAAGAUGGUGGCGUCCGAAUCCUCCUCCUCCUCUUCGAAUCGGACUAAAAGCAAAUGCCUUUCCUCUCUGACGGUGACUUCGGGCUCCGCCGCCGUCCCACCCGGCCUCCAGUCCACGAAGAGGGCCAGGAAAGCGGGGAAGGAGAAGGAGCGGGACAAAGGCGGCAGGAAGGAGGUGAGCCGCACGGGCAAGUCCAAGAAGGAGGGCGGAGCCGGCCGGAAGGGCAAGCUGCAGUCCAAAGUGUCGGUGCUGGUCCGCGAGGGCGUGAGCAGCACCACGGGGGCCGCCGUCGGCUCCGGGAAGCUGGGGAUGGACCUGCUGGGGCCCGGCGGGGCGGGCGCCGGCGCGGGCUCGGUGGUGGGCGGGUCCAUCGCCGUGGUGUUCUGCAGGGACAAUGAGAGCAGGUCUCCGUUCCUCAAGCCGUGCGCCGAGCCGCUGUCUCUCGGCGGCCGCGGUAAAGAGCUGAGCGCUCUGGGGAAGCGGUCUGGCCGCUCCGCCCCGCCGCCAUCUUUAGCCAGUCCCGCCGGACUGAAGGCCAAGAAGGCCAAACCCAGCUCCAUCACCUCCACCUCGUCCUCCUCCUCCCCCUCCUCUUCCCUCGCCACCAAGCGCCGCCGCCGCCUGGCCAAGAAGACCAGGGAGAAGGGGGCCUCGGCGCUGGCCGCAGGAGACGGCCAAUCGAAGGGCACGCCCGACGGCUGGACCGCGGCUGCCGUGGACGUCCAGUCUGGAGUCGGAGACGGCGGGUCCGUCAGUCCUCAUCCUGGCCCAGUUGGACCCCCUCCCUGUUCGUCCUCCUCCUCCUCUCCUCUCGUCCACCAGCGUGCUCCCCCCUCCUCCUCGCCGCCGCACACCCCUCCACCAUCCGCCGCCCCUCUGAGGGACGCCAGAGAGUCCUCCCCCGACUCUCAGACCGUGGACAGCAGCUGAACCCCCGAUCCCUCUUUCCUGGGGGACUGUCCCACUCAGACCAGCCCCCCGCCCACGUCCAGUCCGUCCAGCCUGUCCACCCCGCAGGGCGCGGGACUCGGCAACGCCUUGUCCACGCCCGCCGCCAAGCCCCCGCCUCCGGACGACACCCCCAAGUCGCUGGCCUCGCCCCCCUGCUCGUCCUCCUCGGCCCUCUCUCUGCCUCUGUCUUCAUCCGACCCCUCCUCGUCCUCCUCCGUGUCCUCCUCGUCUGCCACCAAGCCCCUGCCCCCCCGCCGCCCCCGCCGCCCCCCCCCGCCCUGGAGUCUGCAGACGGGAGUGGACUGCACCACCGGAGGCGUCCUGGCAUUGACCGCCCUGCUCUUCAAAAUGGAGGAAGCCAACAUCGCCAGUCGAGCCAAAGCACAGGAGUUCAUCCAGGCUACGAGCCAGAUCCUGUCGCAGGCCAAUCAGAGCCAGUCUCAGCAGCUGCCCCCGCCGUCCUCCGCCUCCUCCUCGUCCUCCUCCUCUCAGAUCCCUCCCCCUCCGUCCCUGCCGCCCCCCCCCGGGCUGAGUCCGGCUCAGUUCCUCCUCCACGGCUCGCUGCCGCCGGCUCACCUGCACGCCUCCAUGGGCGGCGUGUGUGCGCAGACCCCGCCCCCCAUGCUGCCGCCGGGGCUGUCGGGGCUGGGCGGCUCGGGCGACUCCGGCUGGGACGGCGAGAGCAAAGACCCCGAUAAGUACCUGAAGAAGCUGCACACGCAGGAGCGAGCGGUGGAGGAGGUGAAGCUCGCCAUCAAGCCGUACUAUCAGCGCAAAGACAUCAACAAGGACGAAUACAAGGACAUCCUGAGGAAAGCCGUGCACAAGAUCUGCCACAGUCGCACCGGAGAAAUCAACCCGGUCAAAGUCAGCAACCUGGUCAAGCUGUACGUGCAGCGCUACAAAUACUUCCGGAAACACGGCCGCAAGAUGGACGAGGAGGAGCGGGAGGACCGGGAGCCGGGCCCUCUGCACUCCUCCUCCUGAUCGGACACUCUGCUUUUUUAAUAUAUAUAAAAUGAAUAUAUUCCCAGCACCCAGUGCUCCAGACGCGAGCCGCUCGUUCGUUUUCUUCUCCUUCUGACUGUAAAUACGUCUCCACACUCCACAAAACAGGCCUGCAAUAAACACAACCUGUGUUCACACACAUCCAACAGCUGAACUGUGACUGAACGAGUGCACACACACUCCUCCGUGUGUCUGUGUGUAAGUGUGUGUGUGUGUGUGUGUGUGUGCUGUGAGCUGAUCGUCUGCAUUUCGCCUCUCAGUCCUCCCCUGUGUAUUGUGUGUGCAUGUGUUACGCAGGUUGAAGAAGUUGCUAAAUCUCUUUAUUAAAACGACCAACGGUAUAAAAGUUCA
Molecule: messenger RNA, 4675 nt
Organism: Salarias fasciatus (jewelled blenny)
Lineage: Eukaryota; Metazoa; Chordata; Actinopteri; Blenniiformes; Blenniidae
Gene: scaf1
Product: SR-related CTD-associated factor 1
Molecular function (GO): RNA polymerase II C-terminal domain binding
Source: RefSeq, a predicted model, not a curated record